GUCUCUGUUUAGUUCAAAUGUUUCAAGGCAUGACAAUAACAUAUAACUGCUCAUGGGAGAUACAAUUUUUCUUUUUCUAUGCACACCAGUAUUUGAUUAUAUUUUACCAGUAGCUAAAUGUGUGCAUCUCUUUGCAGCUUGUCCACCCGGCUUUUACAAGAUGUCCAGUAGACUCCAGCAUUGUGUCCCCUGUCCUCAGUACAGCUACACUAACCAAGAGUCAUCCACUGUCUGCACCUGUGAAAGAAACUACUUUCGGUCACCCCUGGACUCUCCCUCCACUUCAUGUACACGACCACCAUCAGCUCCAAGAGAUUUGGUUUACAGCAUGAAGCAAACAACAUUGAUUCUGGAAUGGAAUGUUCCGGUGGACACGGGAGGGAGGGGCGAUAUUACCUAUAAUGUCUUCUGUGACAAAUGUUCUGUGGCCUUUCAGCAGUGUGAGGCCUGUGGCAGCAGUGUGGGCUUUGUGCCUCAGCAAACUGGAUUAGUCGAUCGAACUGUUACCUUGGUGAAUUUAUUGCCACAUGUUAACUACACUAUUCGGGUGGAGUCUGUGAAUGGAGUAUCUGAUUUUAGCCUGUAUUCCAACGAGUUUGCUGAAAUGAACGUAUCGACCGGCAAUGCAGGAGAAAGAAGACAUACAGGCACAGCAAAUAUCCUCAUUUCAUUUCCAACCACGUCAUUGCUGCUCUCUGUUUGGACAGUGCCUACGUUGUACCCAACAGCUUUGUCAUUGAUCACUGACAUCCGCGCAGACAAAAUUGACCAGAAAAGAAUUACUUUGUCAUGGCAGGAACCAGCUUUCCCAUUCAUAAACAACACAGAGUAUGAGAUCAAGUACUAUGAAAAGGAUCAAAGGGACCAGAGUUACUCCACAGUGAAAACACCUUUGACCACGGUGACUGUUUAUAAUUUAAAGCCUGGCACUGUUUAUGUGUUCCAGAUCCGAACAUCUUCCUCACAAGACUUUGGGAGCUAUAGCCCUACUAUUGAAGUGGAAACACUUGGAGAAUUGGCUUUGGUUUCAACAGAACAGAAUCCACUCAUUAUCAUAGUAAUUGUUUCUGUGGCUGGAUUUAUUGUGCUGCUGUCUAUGGUGGUUGGACUCAUGAUAUGGAGAAGGCAAUGUGGCUACAGCAAGGCAAGUCAAGAUGGUGAUGAGGAAUUGUAUUUCCACUUCAAAAUUCCCACAAGAAGAACUUACAUAGACCCAGACACUUGUGAAGACCCAAUGCAAGCAGUUCACCUUUUUGCAAAGGAGCUGGACAAUUCCAACAUAAAAAUCGAAAGAAUACUUGGAGCAGGAGAAUAUGGGGAGGUAUGCAAGGGAUGUCUAAAACUUCCAAGUAAGAGAGAACUUCCUGUUGCCAUUCAGACCCUGAGAGUAGGUUGUUCAGAAAAACAGAAGCGAGCAUUUUUGGCUGAAGCUAGUAUAAUGGGUCAAUUUGACCAUCCCAAUAUCAUUCGUCUUGAAGGAGUCAUAACCCGAGGGAACACUAUGAUGACUGUAAUGGAAUAUUUAGGCAAUGGAGUUCUAGAUUCUUUUGUACGAAAGAACGAAGGACAACUGACAGUUCCUCAGCUGAUAGGGAUGCUUACUGGCAUUGCCUCAGGAAUGAAAUAUCUCACAGAAAUGAGUUAUAUACAUAAGUGCCUUGCUGCACAUAAGAUACUAGUAAACUCCAACCUUGUCUGCAAAAUAUCUGGAUUUCGGCAGAUGCAAGAAGAUAAACUAGAUACAAUCUUCUCUACUAUGGGUGGAAAGAGUACAGUUCUAUGGACAGCACCAGAGGCGAUUCAGUAUCAUCGAUACAGUACUGCGAGUGAUGUUUGGAGUUUUGGAAUUGUCAUGUGGGAAGUCAUGUCUUAUGGAGAAAGGCCUUAUUGGGACAUGUCCAAUCAGGAUGUCAUCAAAGCUAUAGAAGAUGGUUUUCGGCUCCCAGCACCAAUCAACUGCGCCCCUUACCUCCAUCAGCUGAUGCUAGAUUGCUGGCAGAAAGACAGAAAUGAAAGACCAAAAUUCACUCAUAUCCACAAUAUCCUAAGUAAACACGGACAGAGUCCUGAUAAAAGUAAAUCUACAACAUCAACAAUAAACAGAUCACAGAGCACAUCCAUCCCAUUAAUUGAAAGAACUUUCACAACGUUCCCCUCCUUCAACUCUGUGGGAGAGUGGCUGGAGGCCAUUGAGAUGGAGAGGUAUAAAGAUAACUUCACUGCUGCAGGAUAUUGCUACUUGGAGUCGGUGGCCAGAAUGACAGUUCAGGAUGUCAUGAGUUUAGGAAUCACCUCUGUGGAGCACCAGAAGACGAUUCUUAGUGGUAUCCAGACCUUGCGGGCCCAGGUUAUACAGAUGCAUGGUAGAGGAGUACAGGUGUGAUAUUGGCAGAAUAUGACCAAGUCUGGAACUCGAAACUCAAAGGAAGAGCAAUGCAGGCCCUCAAAUCUGGUCAACACAUGGGAGCACUCAUGAAAGGCAAAAUCUAAUGAGCGGGUAAAGAAAAAUGGGAUUACAGCCCAAAUCUAUAAAUCCCUGCAAUCAGUGGCAAUAUCACUCAUUGUGGCUGCUGCCAUGCUAUUUUCCAAGGAGGAAGACAGACCAGAUAAAGGCAAAGUUUUUGUACCCCUUCAGGUGGAGGGAGUUGGAUAUGAAUUUAUGAUAUUACUAUUGAGCAGAUGUAGACUGCAUAAUAGGGCAGAUUGUAGUGAUCUUCAGCUCAGUUGUCAGUAAGGUGCAUAGGCAUACAGGGUGAGCAGAAAAACGUGCACUUGUUUUUAUAUGGGGUACAUGUUGUAAUGUUUUGGUGCCAACUACUCCAUGAAGUACUUAUGUAUUUUUCUAACAGCAAUUGUGUAGUAUGGACUCCCAUAAAUUGCUUUUAUUUUUGCAAAAUGUAAAAAAAUGAAAAAAAGACUGUUUUAUACCAGAUACAAGUGUUAAAGUGAUAUGUGUUUGGAGCUGAAAGUCUGUUGUUUUUUGCUUCUCAUACCUUGAUAAGCAUUUUUUCUUUCUGGAAUAACAUAAUUGCAACUCUCUCUCUCUUUCUCUUUGGUGCGAAUGGGAUGAAGAUUUUGUGGUGUAAUUGGUCUCUAAAUUAUUGCUCAGUACAGUGGCAUAACUAGAUUUUACUGGGCCCCACAGCAAAUUAAUUAUAGGGCCCCUUGCUUUAACAAAAAAUAUUGAAAUUGCUCAUUAAUCUGCUUCCUCUAUAGUUAUGCCCCUUGCUCAGUGCAAGCAUCCACUUACUCUCCGGCAAAUGUUCGACGCAGUUUCACAAAAAACAUUUGCGGGCGGCGAAACGUGUAAAUUCACUGCAAAAUCAUGCCUGGCGAAUUUAUUAGCCCAUCACUAGUAAAACCCUCUAAAACAUAACAAGUUCAAUUUUUAUAAGAAAAAAAGCCCAUAAAAGCAUUGUAAUCAGUUCUGACAAAUUGACCCAUUUAAGUUUUUGAUUAGAAAACGAUCCUCAAAAGUUUUAUUACUAAAAUAUAGUUCAGUGCUGGAAAUCCAUCUGGAUUCCACAGUUCUGAUUUUAAUUAAUCUGCCCUAUAUCUGUCUGGCCAGUAAAUGCAAAUAGAAUUAUUAUGUAUCCGAAAUGUUUUCAUCCAACAUGUGUGUAGAGAGCCUAAAUGACAUUUGACCCAUCUUGUUUAUUGCUAUGCAAAGUGUGUCUUGCAUUCCAAAUGGCUACCUCCCCUUCUGCAAACGAGUUCAUUUAUAUAAAUAUUAUUUGACACAUCUGCUUUAAACACAAGUUUUACAAUACUGAGGCAAUAAUACAUUAUAUUUAAAUGUAUAUAAAGCCCCUUCUUUUUUUGUGUUAUUGACCCUGAAACAAUAGCAGUUUUAUAUCAGUCUAUCAUGAGAGAUGUUUGAGCUUUAGCAUAACUAGAUCUAACUCUUUUUUUUGCACUGUAAAGUGUGUAAUUUAUUAUAUUACAGGCACACA
Molecule: messenger RNA, 3953 nt
Organism: Xenopus laevis (African clawed frog)
Lineage: Eukaryota; Metazoa; Chordata; Amphibia; Anura; Pipidae
Product: ephrin type-A receptor 7
Exons: 16
Coding region: 53-2383 (776 amino acids)
Source: RefSeq, a predicted model, not a curated record